Messenger RNA from Striga hermonthica, 681 nucleotides. Lineage: Eukaryota; Viridiplantae; Streptophyta; Magnoliopsida; Lamiales; Orobanchaceae. The record is from the annotation of a GenBank genome assembly.
AUGUCGAAAUCCAUGGAGAGUUGUCGAAAAGGCGAGGAGAAGAACGCCGCCGCGAGGUCGUCUCGACCGAGGCUCGCUCAAGCGAGCUCGCGAAAAGGUUGCAUGCGGGGGAAAGGCGGCCCCGAGAACGCAUCUUGCACUUACAAGGGUGUCCGCCAGCGCACGUGGGGAAAAUGGGUGGCCGAGAUUCGCGAGCCCAACCGUGGGUCUCGCGUCUGGCUCGGCACCUUCGAAACCUCCCACGAGGCGGCUAUGGCCUACGACACCGCAGCCCGACGCCUCUACGGACCCGAGGCCAAGGUUAACCUCCCCCACCUCCUCGACCAGGCCCAAGCCGAGACUCAGACAUUAUUACAGGGACCUGUGAAGGCCGAGGUCCAGGAAAUCACAAUCGAUGAUUUCCUAGGCCCAUUAGAGCCUACUAAGGAGGAAAGGCCCAUUAGUGAGAUUGGGCCGAUGGCGGAGAGUACUGGGUAUAACUACAACGGAGAGUACGUCAGUGCUAGCGGGAUUUUGCAGGAGCUGAACGAGAGCUUGCCGGAGGUGGACGACUCGUCCCUCUGGGCCGAGGCAGCCAAGGAUACCUCGUUGAGGAUCGUGCACGAGCCAGAGGCAUUUGCGUCCAGCUUGGAGUACUACGGGAAGGACAGUUAUGGAACGCCCUUCCCGUGGUACUACUAA